This is a messenger RNA of Sipha flava (yellow sugarcane aphid), 1632 nucleotides long. RefSeq lists its product as uncharacterized. The record is from RefSeq and is a predicted model, not a curated record. NCBI's taxonomy places the organism in Eukaryota, Metazoa, Arthropoda, Insecta, Hemiptera, Aphididae. The coding region runs from base 227 to 1426 and encodes 399 amino acids. The transcript has a single exon.
UGCAAUUUUGUCUUUAUAGUACAAAUCGUAUUAACUUCAACAUUUAACGUAUUCAAAUUAUUGGUAUUAAGUUUCUUUGAUUUUACGGUUUAAUUUUUUAAAUUGUAUUUAAUUCCUAUUUGCUUGUGAUUUUAUAAAAAAAAUAUCUUCUGUUAAAUAAUACUUGGCAAUUAAGAAUCACUAUUUAGUAUAGGUAGGUACAUAUAUAUACAAAAAAAAAAAAACUAUGAAUGUUAAAAAUAAUGGCGAGAUUCAUAUACAAUUAUUAACAAAUGCUUGUCAAAAUGUGUGUUCAUUUAUAAAAACAAUAACUGUGGAUAACAUUUCAAAAGAUGACGAAAUGAGCAAUUAUAAAUUAAAAGUUGAUAAACUAGAAUGUCUUAGUUCUAGUUUAAAAACUCAAUUAGAACAAAUCAAUGAUCUUGUUAAACAGUUAGCAAAUUCAUUAAGUAUUACAAUAAAUCAAGAUGAAUCUUCUAUUGUCAUUCUAAACCAAUUACUUUUAUCACUUUCAAAAAAAGAUGUUCAAUCUAUUAAAAAAAGGAAACUAUAUUAUUCAUAUUCACCUCUCAAAUUGUCUCUUAAAGAGAAAACUGAAGAGAAUGAAGAUUCAAAAAGUAUAAAAUCAAUGCAAUUUGAAAAAGAAAAGAAAAUUUCUUCUCAGGAUAAUAAAUGGAAAUUACAAAUUAAACGUGAUGGAAAUCCUUCAGAUUUAUUGAAUAAGUCUAAACAAACUACCUUAAUGUUUCAACCUUGUAAAGAAAAAAUGAAGAUGGAUAUUACUACUUUUACUAUGUCAACGCCUAAAAACUCUAAUUUAAGUGCCGAAGUAUUAAAUGUAAAAAGUACUGAUGCAGCCAUAAAUGUUUCUCAAAGCAAUUUAACUGAUUCAACUAUCAAUUCAACACAAAUUGAAGAUACAAAUAAUAUUUCUCUAAGUCAUUUCCAUAAAAUUAUUAAACCUAAAAUAAAUGAAUUGCCUAUAGUAAAAACAAAUAUUUUAGAAUCAAAUAAAAUUAAUGCUUCACAUGAUCAAACCGAAAAUCAAUUGUGUAAUGAAACUUUUAAUGAAACUUCUUGUAGCCCAAUAAAUAUUUCAAUGAAUGUUUUAAAAACUGCAACAACAUCUAUAAACAAGACUAAGAUUCCUAAUAUUAAUGUAUUAGAUAGUUUUGAUAUAAUUCCUGGUUUAAAUGAUAAAAAAAAUGAUUUACCUAAUUACAAAUUUAAAGAAGAUCCUGUAAGGAAACAAAAUGAACGAAAAUUAUUAAACGGUUGGGACUGUGAAGAUUGCAGUAAGUUUUACAAAGCAAAUAAUGACAAUCCAGUAGAAGCCAAAACUGCAAUGAAUCACUUUUCUAGACAUCGUUCUGUAAAGCAUCAACAUCACGCUUUAACACCACCAGGAUUUUGGGAUCCAUUAUAAUAACACCUAAAACUCAAUAUUAUAUAAUUAUACUAUACAGAAUUUAGAUUUCGAACAGCUAUAUUUUUAAUUUUGUUUUUAAAAAUAAAAUAUAAUGAUGUCAUAAAAUUAUUAAAGUAGAUAUUGUCUCAUAAUAGUAUUCUACUCAUACAUUGUAUGUCAUAUUAGCAUAUACCAAUAAAUGAUAAAAUUACAAUUAUUUAAUA